Messenger RNA from Suillus clintonianus, 1240 nucleotides. RefSeq lists its product as uncharacterized. The record is from RefSeq and is a predicted model, not a curated record. The coding region runs from base 248 to 1090 and encodes 280 amino acids. Lineage: Eukaryota; Fungi; Basidiomycota; Agaricomycetes; Boletales; Suillaceae. The transcript is spliced from 4 exons.
GUUCUGCCCCAUGCAGCGGAAUUAGACUCGUCUGUGACCUCGAGAGGCUGUUGCAAUCAAUUCGCAAAUAGUUUCCAGUAGUACUUACGUUGUCCAUCAUGCCAGUCCAUGCAUCACCAAACUUCUCGGCGCUGCCCAGUAAGUUCUCAUGAUAGUAUCUUCUUCCUCGAAUAAGUAUCAUUGGACUCCAGAGCAGACCCAACGUCAAACCCACUGGCUUGUCUAAGUAUCGCUCACUUAUUGAAUCAUGUCACUCAGAUGUUCUAACCCCAGAGAAGGGUAUCAAGUUCUCCACCAGGACGCUCGUUUUAGCGAUGAAGAUCUCAAGGAUUUACCACGGAGAACAAACCACAACCAGACGUUGUCCGUCUGGUUCCUUGCGAUCACAAUUGUGUGCACUGUCUUGGAUUUUUCCAUGAUUGUCUGGGACCGGUUUCUCCGAAUCGGCCCUUGCUCUGCUCCAGCCUCAAACGAGCAGCUUGAGCUACUACCGUUCCAGAACCCAUACCUCAACCUCGAGGUCCUCUACAACGAUCCUAAUUUCCAGAGCUCUACCCACGAUCCAAUUAUCAAUAAUGUACUAGUAAUCGCUCAAGUUUCCAAUAUGGAGCCUCAGAAAAUCCUCCCUCCGUUUCAGCGCUACAAGUCGGUGGAAAAAAGCACAGCUCCCAUUUACGAGCGACGGCUAAUAGUGACACAUGAGCUCGAAAGCAUCGCACAGUUUCGUGUGCUUGAUUUUGGCAUGGAGAAUUGCAGCCUUUCACUCACCAUCCCUCCAAGAAACAGAACGGGAGAUUUGCUCUCCACGGAUCUUGACGAUUCUGUGAUUCUCGACAUCUGGUCUCUACCAGCUAAACAUAAGUUGGACCUAUACAACCUAUCAUGGGCGAAACUUCCUCAACCGAGGGUACAUAUUGGUCACAUGAAUGCGUCAUAUGGGACCACAUAUCGUAUGCCAAGCUUCAAGUGCAAGUCGCAGUCAUACCAGACGUUUGCAGUGUCCUGCUCUAGUCCUGGUUGCCUUGUGAAUGUCACAGGCAAAGAUAUGGCGCCUUCAGGACUAUACAUGUAUCAAAGUCAAACAAUUUAACUAGGCGUGCAGCCGAGUUGUGCCGUUGAUUUUAUUUAUGCAAUUGUGGUUUGAGAGUACUCUCACUCGGGAAAAGUAGGCUGCGGGAUGCGAACCCACUGCUGUGUUUGUGUACUAUCUACGUGUGACCCAUCAAAGCAUUGAUCAUGC